UUUUCUCCCCUCUUCUCCUUCCCAACUUGUCGAUGCCGGCCGAUUACUACGAUACUGACCACGCCCAGCGCGAGAGGUCUCGUUCUCCCCGUCGUCGUUCGCGCAGCCCCCGACGUAGCCGUCGCUCCUAUUCUCCUCGGAGUCGCUCUCGCAGCCGUGACGAUUAUCGCCGCAGUGAACGUCGUUCUCGUUCGCCUAUGAGUGCUGCACCUGGCCCUUCUGGAGGACAUUCUGGUUCUGGUUACGGUGGGCGCAACAGCUACCCGCCUCCUCCCAGAUCGUUUGAGGAUCGCGCAGUCGCCAAAGAACAAAUGAUGCAAGCAGUGCGCGAGUCUUCCCAGCAGGACCGUCGGGUCUAUGUGGGAAACCUUUCCUACGAUGUCAAAUGGCAUCACUUGAAAGAUUUUAUGAGACAGGCUGGUGAGGUUAUCUUUGCCGACGUCUUAUUACUUCCCAAUGGAAUGUCGAAGGGAUGCGGGAUUGUGGAAUACGCGACCAGGGAGCAAGCGCAGAAUGCGGUCAACACGCUUAGCAACCAGAAUCUUAUGGGACGUCUAGUUUACGUUCGUGAGGACCGUGAACCCGAACCUCGUUUCACCGGUGGCCCUUCUCGUGGGGAUUUCGGCGGCGGUGCUGGCGGUCGCGGUGGCGGCGGCGGCUUUGGUUACGGCGGUGGAGCUGGUGGAAGACAGCUCUACGUGUCCAAUCUUCCUUUCAAUGUUGGUUGGCAGGACCUGAAAGACCUCUUCCGCCAAGCUGCUCAACAAGGCGCCGUCAUCCGUGCCGAUGUCCAUACCGAUGCUACUGGACGUCCCAAGGGCUCAGGCAUUGUCGCCUUUGAAUCUCCCGAUGACGCCCGUAAUGCUAUCCAGCAGUUCAAUGGCUACGACUGGCAGGGCCGGGCUUUGGAGGUUCGUGAGGAUCGCUUUGCCGGUUCCGGACCGGGCGGCUUCGGUGGCCGCGGUGGUUUCGGUGGUGGAUUCGGUGGCCGUGGUGGCUUCGGCGGUCGUGGUGGUUUCGGCGGUGGCCGUGGUGGCUUCGGUCCUGGCUUCGGUGGUCGUGGCGGCUUCGGUGGCUAUGGUGGCCCUGGCGGGCCUGGCGGUCCUGGCUUUGAGGGCGCUCCCUCGGUGCCUCCCAACCCAUUCACCGAUUUUGCUACCUCUGGCGGCGAGAAGAGCCCGGUUAUCUAUGUCCGAAAUCUGCCUUGGUCCACCUGCAACGAGGAUCUAGUGGAUCUGUUCUCGACUAUCGGAAAGGUUGACCGCGCGGAGAUUCAGUAUGAGCCAAAUGGACGCUCUCGCGGUACGGGUGUGGUUCAGUUUGAUGACGGAGACACAGCCGAAACUGCGAUCGCCAAAUUCACCGGAUAUCAAUACGGCGGCCGUCCGCUUGGCAUCACCUUUGUCAAGUACACGAACGUGGCGGGUGCUGGUCAGGGAGACGCCAUGGAGGGCGCUGAGCCCACCGGCGGAAUUACACAGGACCAGAUCAUGUAACAGUAUCGUACUCUUUCCCUUUGCGGUGGACCCCAUGUGGUCGAAAAGUUUGCGAUGUUGUUACUCCUAGGCUGGAUGAUUUGCAUGACCUCCGCAUUCGUGUGAACGCGAUGAUGCUAUUCUACCACUUUUGCGAUGUCUUUGUUUUUGUCUUGUUAUCUUCUCCGGCGAUCUGGUUCAUGUGUGGGACAAAUCGAACCUCGAUUCUACUUGCUUCAUGUUUUUCUUUCGGGUGGGUUUGUGAUUGACCAUGGUCUGGUUUCGAUCUGUAUCCCACAUGCUGGGUGGGGUUUCCACUAGAAAAUCUCGGGCUCUGGAGAGGUUCUUUUACUUCGUUUUGAUCUGGCUUUGGUAGAAAUUGCAAUACCCGGUCGUUUAAUGUUACACCAAUGCCAAUAUCCCUGCCGUCUGCGGUCUUAGUUCUGGUUACUUAUGCUUUUAGUAUUCUACCGUCUACUUGUACCAUGGCUAACCAUCUACCACAAGUUCAAACUUGAGGUACUUUACGUAACAGAGUAUAUAGACCACCAAGCGAUAGAGGAACAUGCAUCAUAAACUGAAU
Aspergillus alliaceus is the source of this 2058-nucleotide messenger RNA. Its product is annotated as RNP domain protein. NCBI's taxonomy places the organism in Eukaryota, Fungi, Ascomycota, Eurotiomycetes, Eurotiales, Aspergillaceae. Bases 33 to 1496 code for a protein of 487 amino acids. Gene Ontology annotation, cellular component: cytoplasm; nucleus. The record is from RefSeq and is a predicted model, not a curated record. Gene Ontology annotation, molecular function: mRNA binding. The transcript is spliced from 9 exons.